Messenger RNA from Colletotrichum orchidophilum, 1878 nucleotides. RefSeq names its product mitochondrial import receptor subunit tom-70. Gene Ontology annotation, biological process: intracellular protein transport. The record is from RefSeq and is a predicted model, not a curated record. Gene Ontology annotation, cellular component: mitochondrial outer membrane. Gene Ontology annotation, molecular function: protein-transporting ATPase activity; protein binding. Lineage: Eukaryota; Fungi; Ascomycota; Sordariomycetes; Glomerellales; Glomerellaceae. The coding region runs from base 1 to 1878 and encodes 625 amino acids. The transcript has 3 exons.
AUGUCGAAUCCCCUGCCGUCCGUGCCUCCCAUGGCUAGUCCUCCGACUGUCAUUCCCGUGGAUUCGUCUUCUGGCCUCUGGGAUCGCAUCACCUCUUGGGCUUCGGACAACAAGGCCAUUGUCUACACUGCUGCUGGUGUCGCCGUCGUCGCUACUGGUGCCGGUGUUAUCUACUUCCUCAACAGCGAUUCUAAGACGGACUCGACACCAAAGCUCAGCAAGAAGGAGCGUAGGAAAAGAAAGGAAGCCGAGCGGAAAGCUGCAGCAGAUGCCGAAAAGCAGCCCACACCUGCGGAGGCCGCAGCCCCUGCGCCGUCCCAAGUAGCCAGCGUCGAAUCCGCCGACGAGCUUCCCGAGAUCACCGAGACGACUGUUGCGACCUUCACCAUCGAGGAGCGCGAAAAAUACGCCGCCAAGCUUAAGGACGUCGGAAACCAAGCGUACGGUGGUAAGGACUACAACAAGGCCAUCGACCUUUACUCGAAGGCUAUUCUUUGCAAGGCCAACCCCAUCUUUUACUCCAACCGCGCCGCCUGCUACAAUGCCCUGGGCAACUGGGACAAGGUCGUUGAAGACACGACUGCCGCCAUCAACCUUGACCCCGAAUACGUCAAGGCUCUGAACCGCCGUGCUAAUGCCUACGAGCACCUGAAGAUGUACGGCGAGGCUCUUCUCGACUUCACUGCUUCUUGCAUCAUCGAUAGCUUCAAGAAUGAGAGCAGCGCUCAAUCAGUCGAGCGCCUACUUAAGAAGUUUGCCGAGCAGAAGGCUCAGGAGAUGAUGGCCAGCCGACCCAACAAGCUCCCUAGUCACACUUUCGUGGGCAACUACCUCCAGAGCUUCCGCGUCAAGCCUCGUCCGGCUGGUCUUGAAGACUCUGUGGUGUUGUCCGAGGAGACCGGCAAGGGACAGCUCCAAAUCGGCCUGAGCGCUCUGGAGAAGAAGACGGGCGAGGGCUACGAGGAGGCCAGAGCGGCCUUUGAGAAGGCACUGGAAUUGGGUGAUCUGGGCGACUUCGAGGCCCUGGCUUACAACUUGCGCGGUACUUUUAGCUGCCUGCUCGGAAAGCACGACGAUGCCAUGGUCGACCUGACAAAGAGCAUCGAGUUGGACCCUUCCAUGACCCAGAGCUACAUCAAGCGCGCCAGCAUGAACCUUGAGCUCGGCGCACCGGAGAAGGCUGCUGACGACUUUGAGAAAGCCAUGGAGCAGAAUACCGAAGACCCCGAUAUUUACUACCACCGCGCUCAGCUCCACUUCAUCAAGGGCGAGUUCUCCGAUGCCGCCAAGGACUACCAGAAGUCGAUCGACCUGGACCGCGACUUCAUCUUCUCCCACAUCCAGCUUGGAGUGACCCAGUACAAGAUGGGGUCCAUCGCAUCAUCCAUGUCGACCUUCCGGCGCUGCAUCAAGAACUUCAAGGAGGUUCCUGAUGUCUACAACUACUACGGCGAGCUGCUCCUGGACCAGGGCAACUUCCAGGAGGCGAUUGAGAAGUUCGAUAGCGCCAUUGAAAUGGAGUCGAAGACGAAGCCCAUGGCGAUGAACGUGCUUCCGCUCAUCAACAAGGCUCUCACCCUCUUCCAAUGGAAGCAGGACUUUGGAGAAGCCGAGAAGCUCUGCCAGAAGGCGCUAAUCAUCGACCCCGAAUGUGAUAUUGCUGUCGCGACAAUGGCCCAGCUUCUUUUGCAGCAGGGCAAGGUUACCGAGGCGCUCAAGUACUUUGAGCGCGCUGCAGAGCUUGCCCGCACCGAGGGCGAGAUUGUCAAUGCUCUCUCCUAUGCCGAGGCUACGCGCACGCAGCUCCAGGUCCAGGAGAAGUACCCCAAGCUGGCGGCAAAGCUCCAGGGCAUCGGCCCGGGUGGCAUGCCCCGGUAA